ACACACCUUUCCGUGUCAGGAAGGAGAAAGACGCACAGCAGCUGGUGUGCUUUUACUUGUGUCAGUGUGAACUCAGUGUGAGCAGCUCCUCUCCCCGUGUGUCUGUCUAUCCAUGCCCUCUGUGUAAACCUGCUCUGUCCGGAAUAUUUUGCCGUUUCACCGGAUCUGUGGAAUGAGUUUUAUUACCAACUGGAGACGCAGCGUGAAGAAAAAUGAAAGCAAAAAUGAUGCCGUGGAGGGGCAAGACAUCGCUGACAGCCCAGACUCCCCAAACCGGUUGUCAGUCAUAAACACCCCAGAGUUGGAUCCCAUCUUCACAGACUUCAAGUUACAGCUACCGGACAACAAAGAUGCUCUGCAGUCAACAGAUCCAUCAAAUGGGUGCUCGCGGUCAGACCUGUCGCUGGCUCUGGAGGACUGUAUGGCCGCCCUGGAUCUUUUCCUCAGAAACGACUUUGAGGAGGCGCAGACCCGGCUUAGAUGCAGAACCAAAGACAGCAUGUACCACGCUCUGACCUAUGCCACCAUCCUGGAGAUGCAGGCCAUGAUGACCUUUGACCCACACCACAUCCAGACUGCAGGAAACACCAUGAAGGAGGCCCAGGCCAUAUGUCAACGGCAACGCAAGAAGUCAAGCUUCUCCAAAAGCUUCACAGAAGAGGAACUCCAUGCUGAAGUUUGCUACGCCGAGUGUCUCCUGCAGAGGGCAGCACUCACUUUCCUUCAGGAUGAAAACAUGAUCAGUUUCAUCAAAGGGGGAAUCAAAGUGAGGAACAGCUACCAGACAUACAAAGAGCUUCACACAAUGCUCCAGUCCUCUGGAUACUCUCAUGGCGACAACCACAACCAUUUUGAGUGUGGUGUUAAACUGGGAGUAGGAGCCUUUAAUCUAAUGAUUUCCAUGUUGCCCACGCGGACGCUCAAGCUGCUGGAGAUUGUCGGUUUCUCUGGUAAUAAGGAAUUUGGUCUCCAGCAGCUUCAGGAGGGCUCUGCAGAAAGCACAUUCAGGUCCUUCCUAUGUAACAUGCUGCUGCUCUGUUAUCACACCUUCAUGAGCUUCAUAUUAGGCACUGGAGAAGGAGAUGUUCAAGAUGCAGAGAAACUGCUGCAGCCAUAUCUUAAAAAAUAUCCUAAGGGAUCCAUCUUCUUGUUCUUCGCUGGUCGAAUAGAGGAGAUCAAAGGCAACUUGGAUGGUGCUAUCAAGCGUUUUGAGGAGUGCUGCGAGGCUCAGCAGCAAUGGAAGCAGUUCCACCACAUGUGUUACUGGGAGCUGAUGUGGUGCUUCACAUACAAGAGGCACUGGAAGAUGGCCUACUUCUAUGCUGACCUGCUCAGCAAGGAGAACACCUGGUCCAAGGCUACAUAUGCGUAUAUGAAAGCAGCCUACCUCAGCAUGUUGACUGCGGAUGAUUGCCUAACCUUUGGGGAGACUGCGUUCACUCUGUUCAGGCAGGUUCCAGGGCUGAAGCAGAAAAUAGCGGGGAAAUCUUUGCCAACAGAGAAGUUUGCUAUCAGGAAAGCCCGUCGCUACCUUGCAGAAAACCCCAUUCCUCUUCCUGCUCCUCCACUGGAGAUGAUGUACAUCUGGAACGGCUACACAGUCAUUGGCAAACACAAAGACCUGACUGAAGGCAUGCUGAAAACACUGGAUGAGGCACAGACUAAUCUCGAGAGCAGCCCAAGGUCUGAGUUCACCAUAGAUGAUCAGUGUCUGCUAAGCCUCUUGAAGGGCCUGUGUCUCAAACACCUGGGGCAUCAAGAGGAGGCCGAACACUACUUUACCCUCGUCCUCUGCAAUGAGUCUCAGAUCAAGUAUGACCACUACCUGGUUCCUAAUGCCCUGCUGGAGCAUGGCCUGCUGUGUCUGGAGCAAGGCAGAAAAGCUGAAGCUAUAAGACUCCUAGAAACUGCUAAGCAAAAUUACAAAAACUACUCGAUGGAAUCACGGACACACUUCCGUAUUCAGGCUGCUCUGCACAAGGCCAAGGGCAUGGGGGAGAACGGCAUCCAUGUUCCCUCCAGCCCAUAACAGACAGAGGAGGGCACACUAGAGCAGAGAUAGUUUCUGUUUCCGCAGUCCCACAAUACACUCAGACCAGCCCAGCCCCAACCAUUUGGGCGGGCGAUUUGUUUUCCCAUCAGAAGGGUAGGGGAAGAUGGAUGCUUGUUUUUCUCAUUUGUGCGGCCCUUUCGGGCGACUGCAGUUCUGUGUGGCCCUGACUGGCUAAGGCAGGUUUGCUACGCCCUCUUUCAGAGAUAUAUUAUGAUGAACGUCACCUCCUUUUGUGAUUUGAAAUAGAGACAAGUUGAGAAAUGUGCCUAUAUUUAUGAACCAUUGCUUCUAGCAGGCUUGUUUGUUUAGCACUGUGGCCACCCAUAAGGGGCCCACUAGGAUAGGAAAUAAGGUGACAUUUGUGUAGAAUAGAAAUUGCAGAAUGCCUCCACUCCUACCCCAGAAUAAAAAUGUGCCCAGUUCAGGGUGGCAGGGUUGGAUCUAAUGGAGCCAUGGUACCAAAAACCCGCCAUACAAAUUACUUAUACUAACUCCACCUGGCCAGCAGCAUACCUUUUACAAAGCUCCCACACCACUUAAUUAAUUAAUUUAAUGUAAUUUUGUGAUUAUUGAUAAAAUAACUUGAGAUGGGAGAUGACAUAUUUAUGACACAUAAAUAUGUGUUGAUAUAGUUUGACAUCAGGUACAUAUUAUAUCAUGCAACUCAUCACAUGGUCGAUGAGGACUAUGAGACUGUUUUGUACUGUGUUAUUUUAUAGAUUUUGGUUGACAGGUUUCACCCAUAUUUAGAUAUUUGAUCAAAAUCAAUAUGACCUGAUUAGAUUUUUUAUAUGUUGGAUUCACGUUUACACUACAUAACCUUUGGUUGAUUGUGUUUCUCAGAGUGAGUUUCAUUGUGUAUUUUAAAUUUUCUUCCUUUCCUUAAAACCUACCAUCGAAAGACACACAUUUAUAUGGGAUACUUUAUUUCAGUUUCCUUCUGAAGACAUAAUUCAAUCUGCAAUCCUGUUACAAUAACCAUUACAUGUAAUGACUUUUGCACAGAACUGGGAAACCAGCCAGCCAUGCAAACUCUCCAGAGUCAAAGAAUCAGUUGCAGUGAGAGUUGUUCUUUACAUUUAUACAUCGUAAAUGGCACCUUUUGCACAAAUUAUCCCGUUUUAAGAGGACAGUUGAAUGUGUCUUUUUUCUGAAAGGCAGACUCCCUCAUUUUCUCCUCCUGCUGUGUGGGACAGGCUCCAACAGUACUUGAGCUUGAACAAACAGGCCAUUCACACUGAGCAGCGAAGGACUGCGUGCUUGUCCGCCUGUUGCAUCUUUAGUGAGUGAUGAAGGUCUGAAUGGGAACCAUCAUAGUCUUCCUGCUUUGUGGACGUCCUCUGCUGCUCUUGUAUCAGCCAUGCUUGACUACAACCAUCUAUAAAAGGACAUGAACAUCAUAACCACGCUCCUGUGUCAAAUAUUAAUCUGUAUAUGAACAAACACUUGUAAUGACUGAUGAUAAGACAGAAAGAAAGGGGUCACCUCUAA
Perca flavescens (yellow perch) is the source of this 3544-nucleotide messenger RNA. It is a transcript of the gene ttc39a, whose product is annotated as tetratricopeptide repeat domain 39A. The transcript is spliced from 21 exons. Lineage: Eukaryota; Metazoa; Chordata; Actinopteri; Perciformes; Percidae. The record is from RefSeq and is a predicted model, not a curated record. Gene Ontology annotation, molecular function: protein binding. The coding region runs from base 173 to 2029 and encodes 618 amino acids.